AUGGUAGAGGAGGAAGUCAAGGUAGACGUGGAGAUCAAGUCUCCGGCUAAUAAGUUCCACAUGUUCGUUGGAAGAUUACAACAUGUGCCCAAAGCCACUGGCUACGUUCAGGGGUGUGAUUUGCUCGAAGGGGACUGGGGCAUGGUUGGAAGCAUAGUCUUGUGGAAACUAAUUUUUGAUGGAGAGGCAAGAGCGUCGAAAGAUAGGAUCGAGACGAUGGAUUUUGAUAAGAAAGUGAUUCAGUGGAGAGUGUUAGAAGGACCACUGAAGACAAAAUUCAACAGCAUCUUGAAAACAAUGAAGGUGAGCCCUAACCACGGAGGACCAGGAAGUAUGGUGAAGUGGAACGUGAAGUACGAGAGGAUUGAUGAGAAGGUUGCUCACCCUGAGGAUUUGCUCCAGUUCUUGGUCGAAGUGACUAAAGAGGUCGACGGAUACCUCUUAUCUGAGGAAUAA
This is a messenger RNA of Eruca vesicaria subsp. sativa (arugula), 456 nucleotides long. The record is from the annotation of a GenBank genome assembly. NCBI's taxonomy places the organism in Eukaryota, Viridiplantae, Streptophyta, Magnoliopsida, Brassicales, Brassicaceae.